GUCCCACACAUGAAUCCGGACUCGGACCAAAAUGAAUUUGGCCCAAGCCUGGACAGAAUUGUAAAUAGUGAUUUUUUUUUUUGGGCUGGGCUUCAGUUAGCCUUGUAGUGGUGAAAGAUCUCUCUGUAUUCAAUAUUGCAACCAUCCGCCAUUUUUAGGGUUUUCUACAGAGCGACCACAAAUCCUUGCCGGAACGAAAAUGUCUACCCACAUCAACGAAUUAAAAGAGUAUUUGAAUGCUUCAUUCCUUGAUAAAAAAGUGCGGGUUCGUGGAUUUGUACCUGAGGACCAUCACUCCGUUCCCGAAAUGGUUUCGAUCGGCCCUCACUUCUCAAAUCUUUCAUUACCGAUUGACGACAACGUGAAGAUUCAACUGGCUUCAUUUCUCAUUUGGUCAUCUUAUCGACCUGUUAGUUUCGACAGUUACAAAGCAGCCAUUGAAGAUAUACUCGAAGAAGGUAUGCAAUUUUAUUCUGAAACCAGUCCUAGCAAUUGGACAGGAGAAUCAACUGAAGAGAUAAGAUCCUCAACUGAAGAGAUUGAAGAGAUAAGAUCCUCAACUGAAGAGAUAAGAUCCCGUUUUAGAUCUAUGUUUUUACUUGACGGUUGCUUUAUUGUUUACCUAAUUGAUGCUUUGUGUAAUGGUGAUGAGAGUGGUGGAAGGUUUUUUGGAAUUAUCAGUGCCAAAAAAUGUUACAGGGACCUUUGUCUGCUAUUGAAUCAGAUCCCCUUCGUGGUGGUUCAAAAACUUCUUUGGGUAAGAUUGUACGGUUCAAAGAGUAAUUCUCCUGAUGUGAUGAUUAAAGUCCAUCAACAUUUAGCUGCAUUUUGCAGAUAUAUAAUUUCUGGGUACAGAGUACGUACUCUCAAGAGAUUGAUUUGCCUAAUUUUGGUGCUGCUCGUCCUGCCCAUCUCUUAGAUUUGGUUAGGAUGUACAUGGGGUCGAGUACUCUGAGUUCUCAUCAUGUAAUCUUCCCUAUUGGAUUAGCUGUUACAGAAAGCGUUUUGAAUGAAAACAACCUAUAUUCGGCCUAUAUGUCGAGGGAGAAUUUGGGAAUUUCAUUUGAAGUGGGGAAUGUUCUUGAACUGGGUAGAAUUGGGUUCCAAGAUGGACAUUUUAAACUUCCUAAAGUAAUUAUUUCAGAACAUUCAGAGACUUUGUUUGUGAAUCUAAUAUCUUGUGAGGAUGCUUUAGAUAAAAAUGGAGUUAUUUGUACCUUCAUGUGGUUGAUGGGAGUGUUGGCACGCGAUGAGAGGAGUGUUGGGAUUUUGAAGGACAAACAUAUUAUUGUAUCAGAGUUUGAGGAUACAAAGAUUGUUGAUAUUUUCAAGCGGGUGUCUAGACAUUUGCUACCACAGAUUCUUUAUUUGGAAGGAGUUCUACAUCAGAUUGGAGUUUAUAAAAAAUCCCGUUACAUGUCAUAGAGAAGAUGUGCUUUUAGAAUGCUUAACUUUUUCUUUGGCAAUAUUGGGAGGGGAUUCUCAACCUUGAGUGGACUUCUUGGGUUAGUUCUAACAGUUUUUGGCAAUAUUGGGAAGGGAUUCUCAACCUUGAGUGGACUUCUUGGGUUAGUUCUAACAGUUAUUGGACUUUUUCCCAUAUUGAAAGAGCUGAUUAAGAAAAUCUUCCGGUUAAAUUCACAUGAAUCAGAUGUGGGGUCGAUCAAAGGGUGGUCAGGCAUUUGAGUACUGGAGCAUUCGUAAAGAAGAGUCUCAAAGUAGGCUUUUGUGAUGGGGAGAGGAUCAAGGUGACUCCUAGUGAAGUAGGAGAGAGUUAAUGUAAAAGAAGGAAAGCUGCAUUUAUGGAAGCAAAAAAAAAAUGUAAAAGAAGGAAGCUGACAUUGCGCUAAGAGGCCCGAUUGAGUUUCUUGAGGAAAAGAAGAAAAGUAAAGGAAUUAAAGCUAGUGAAAAGGUGGGCUAUGAGAAACAAGAGGAUGAGAUCAAAGUAAAAUGUUGCAGCAGUUUGGAAGAAAAGUUUGUAUGUUGAACAACCUCAUUUAUAACCAACAGUUUUUGUUGUAGCAGCUCAUCUUCCACACACGAGAGCCUUCUGACAUUUCUUUUGUAUCACUUGAUAUAUUUAUUUUAGGGUAUGAUACUGAUGAAUGAUGAAUAUGUAAAUCCAAAGCUUCUUGUUGACUAUGUUUGCUUAAAUUACUUCAUGUGAUUAUUUGAGCUAUUUGUAUAUAUUAUUCAACUUGUUGGUUAUGGUCUAGAAA
Messenger RNA from Cornus florida, 2219 nucleotides. RefSeq lists its product as uncharacterized. The transcript has 2 exons. The record is from RefSeq and is a predicted model, not a curated record. The coding region runs from base 200 to 919 and encodes 239 amino acids. NCBI's taxonomy places the organism in Eukaryota, Viridiplantae, Streptophyta, Magnoliopsida, Cornales, Cornaceae.